ACAUAUGUUUUGACUACAUCUCAUCUUCAUAUUAGUAAGCCUAGCUUAUGAAUAUGGAGCUUCAUCUUCUUCUUCCCAUCUUUACUUUAUUAUUCUGUCUUUUCAGAGAAAGCAAUGGUUCCCUAUCGCUAGAAUUUUACUGGAAAUCUAUGUUGCCAAACACUCCAUUGCCAAUAGCUCUUCAAGAACUUCUAAAGCCAGAAAAUAUAAGCGAUUUUUACAAGACAAGGAAGCAUUUGGAUGAUUUUGAGGAGAAUCCACAACAAAGGAUCGAUUAUAAAAUUGCGUACCCAGGAAUAAAAACAACAUUUGAUAGUAAUGUCAUAACUAACAAUACAACUACCACUAUAUUCUUCUUGCAUAACAAUCUUCUUCCUGAAAAUAAAUUUUAUCUUAAUUUUAGAAAAGCUAAUAAUAGUUCAAAUUUCUUGCCGCGUAAAAUUGCUCAAAAUAUACCCUUUUCAACCGAAAAAUAUCCCGAAAUUUUUGAAUAUUUUUCUAUAGAAUCCACAUCAAAAGAAGCUCAAAUGAUCAAGCAUGCAAUUGAACAAUGCGAGGCACCAAAAAUGAAGGGAGAAGAAAAAUAUUGUGCUACAUCCUUAGAAUCUUUAGUUGAUUUUGUGGUUUCAAAAUAUGGAAAAAAUGUCUUGGCUCUUGCUAAUGAUGUAGAAGAGGAGUACAAGAACCAAAAUUACACUAUUUCUCAUGGAAUUAGAAAAAUGAGUGAUUACCAAAUUGUGUGCCAUAAACAAAUUUAUUUGUACGCUGUGUUUUAUUGUCAUGUAACAACGGGGACACAGGCUUACAUGGUUCCGAUGGUAGGUGAUGAUGGUUCGAAAGCUAAAGCUGUUGUGAUUUGCCACUCCGAUACUUCAUCUUGGAACCCACAACAUUUAGCUUUUCAAGUACUAAAAGUUAAGCCUGGAGGAUCUUCAAUUUGCCAUUUUCUUAGUAGUGAUACAAUUGUUUUGAUUCCUAAUUAGUCCAAAAAAUAUGUACUUCACUCUUUGUUUUGAUAAACUUAGAUACAAAAAUAAAAAUGAAAAGAAAAAUUUAAAAUAAAAGCAAUAAAAAAAAAAUAUUAUAGUGAUAGAUUUAUUGCGGAAAAUACUUUUAAUUCACCAUUUUAUAUCA
Molecule: messenger RNA, 1134 nt
Organism: Mercurialis annua (annual mercury)
Lineage: Eukaryota; Viridiplantae; Streptophyta; Magnoliopsida; Malpighiales; Euphorbiaceae
Product: BURP domain protein RD22-like
Exons: 3
Coding region: 48-983 (311 amino acids)
Source: RefSeq, a predicted model, not a curated record